AUAAAGCUAUCAUUUAAAUCAACUCUCAAGCCUUACACAAGCUUCUAAUGAAAUGUGCUUCUAUCCAAUCAUUGUUCAUACUUGUCAGGGUACUUUCGUGUCCUGCCGUAUGAUUCUGCGUAUAAAACUACAUGUAUAUAACUGUAAUUUGCCCAAAAGAAAAUCAUACUUUAAUCAUUCAUUAAUUCUUUGUUUCAAACUAGACAGGGAAUUUUGUAGAAAAAACUAGCAAGCUACAUAACCUCAAAUUUUAUUUCGCAUAUCAUUUAAAUCGACCAUGGAGAUUUCAAAUCCAAGAUUCGCCAAAAAAAUUUACACCGGAAGUUGCUUGUUUUUCAUGACGUCAUCAAAAAUUAAUACAAAUUCUUUAAAAAUCAGCCAAAGACUUGACCUCAAUUUUUAUUGCAUUUGUCAGCUAAAUUAACUUUAAAAUCCAAGAUCCAAGUUCCAGAAGAUGAAUGUUUACCAAAAGACACAUAAAUAUUGGGGGGGGGGUGUCGCACCCCCAUACCCCCGCUAAAUCCGUCCCUGCUUUUGUGAAUUAUCCGACGAGAACGCUGAUGUAACGGGUUUUAGUUCGCCCGGCGGGAGACGAUAACCCAGAAGAGCCCGCAAAAACUUCCGCCACUGCACUGCGCUCAUCUACUACACAAACUUCGAAUUUGGUCUCAUUGGGAUUAGCAGAUCCAGACUAUUUGCGACCUGAUGAUGGAACAUUCCGCAGAUUUUAGAAAGUCUCCGGUUUUUCUUGCCUUUUGGUUGAUUGGAUGAAUAGAAAUGGUAGGUUGGAUGAGUACACAAUUGUUGGAUGACAUCAGUAGGUUCGUGAUUGAUGCACGAAGUAUUUCGAGGUGUAUCUAUGUUGUUGUUGUCAGGCAGGCUUCCAUCAUCAAAUUCAUUAUAGAAAAUCUUGGACAACUUGAAGAGAAGAAUGACUGCGGUGGAAGGUUCAUUAUCAAGCCCACGAAAGGCAAAGAGUGAUGAAAACGAAACAGGAAACAGUUACUCUGAAGGCAGUUCUGUUUGGUUAAAUGCUCAUUACAACCCAGUUGCAUCAAUCUACACAUUCACAUCAUGUACAGCCUUAGCUGAUCUGAAUGCUGAUGGAGAACACAAGCUAAUUGUAGCAGAUUUGGGUACUGGUGCUUCUAAUAUGAAGCUGAAAGUUUUUAAGGGUACUUCCCUGGUGACAGAGAGUACUAUUAUUGAUCUUCCAACAUCUGUCUGUACUUUCCACAUGGAUAUGAACGAGCCAAAAACACCAGCCGUAGCUGUUGCAUCAGGACCUUACAUUUAUGUGUACAAGAACCUUAGACCGUAUUUCAAAUUUACUUUGCCACCACUCGAUGUAAAUCCUAUCGAAUAUGAUUUAUGGAAUCAAGCAAAAGAGAAUAAAAUGGAUAUAGCUACAUUACGGGAAAUGCUGCUGUCUAUAAGGGAUGCAAAUGGAUCUUCUUCUUUAACAGUGAGGUCUUUAAGAUUUUUACAGCUCAAUGAAGAAGAUGCUGCGGAAUUCGCUGAAGUUCAUCAGUUUGGCAAUUUACGAAGACAGACUGUCAUAACCUGUAUGACAACCAUCAAAAAAAGCGUUCCCGAUGAGGAUAGCAUUAGUUGCUUGGUGAUUGGCACCGAAAGCAAGGAGGUUUAUGUUCUGGAUCCCGAGGCAUUUACUGUUCUUGCAAAGAUGAGCCUUCCCAGCAUUCCUUCGUUCAUGUCUGUUUCUGGCCUGUACGACGUCGAGUUUCGCAUUGUUGUGGCCUGUCGUGACGCAAAAAUUUACAAUCUGAAAAGUGGCUCGCGUAGUGGCAAAGUUAUUAUUGAGCUGAAUUCUCAAGUUGUUGGACUGGAGAGGAUCGCCAAGACCAUAAUUGUUGGCUGCAUGGAUCAGACCCUCGCCUGUUAUAGUACAAAGGGAAAGAAACUUUGGACUGCUUACCUUCCCCAUCCAAUCACCACAAUGUCACAACUGAAUCACAAAGCGCGGGGGUUAAAAGCAGUCAUGGUUGCUCUUCAGAAUGGCGAAGUUAGAAUUUACAAAGAUAAAUAUCUGGUUAACAUGUUUACGGCCGAGGAUGUCAUCGUUGGAAUCCAGUUUGGUCGAUUCGGGAGAGAAGAUAACGCUCUAGUAAUGACAACUAAAGGUGGUGGGUUGCUGAUUAAAAUCCUAAAGCGAACUGCAAACUUUGAAGGAAAAGAUCUCAGCGCAGGUACUUCAACGGCUCAUUCCCAGAAGCUAAAUGUACCCAAGAAAACAAAGUUAUUCGUGGAUCAGGCCCUUCGUGAACGAGGGAGUGCCCCAGCCAUUCACAGAGUAUUCCAACAAGACCUUUAUCGAUUAAAGCUGAAAACUGCGCGCUCAUAUGUACAUGCCAUUUCGACGAGAAUGAACCCACUGUCUACAUCUUUGCAAGACCCAGUAAAGCUGUCAGCUCAGGUUCAAGGAUUAGGGCCAGCUUUCAAACUGACCAUUAAUAUUGAAAACACAUCAACUGAUACUCCGUCUACAGAUCUGCUUAUCACAUUUCAUUUCGACAGUACGCUUUAUGCUGUGGCCAAACCCAUGAUCCAGAUACCAAUCUUAAUUCCUGGACUAAGCUACUCACUUGAAACUCUUGUUGACUGCAUCAGCGACAAGGGAAUAUCUGACAAAAUUCGGGUGUUCCUUCUUCGAAGAGGAAACUCAAUACCAAUCAUCACUGCAGUGAUAAGCAUGCCGGUUAGUGAGGCUGUUGUGGUAGUGUGACAUUGCUAUUUUGCAUAUUUCAAAGGUAUUUCACCCAGUUAAUGCUCAAAAAAUGGCUUGUAAAGCACUUUGAAUAGUAUUACCAACACUGUAUUUUGUCCGACAUUCUCAUCCAUGCUUUGAUCAAUUCAAAAGAUAGCUUGUAAAUAUUAUGUUGAUUAUUACUGAAACACAGUUUGGUGAUAAUUUUUGGCAGUAUAAAAGAGAUCUGUAAACAAGAAAAUGAACGUUUUAAGAUUGUAAUUAUUAAUGAGGAAUGAUAUUACUUCUUUAAAUUCCUUGAAUAAAACUGCACCCAGUGUAUAAAGCUGAUCAAAUAACUUAAUAUGAAACUAGGAGAUGCAGUUUUGUUAUUAGUG
Molecule: messenger RNA, 3102 nt
Organism: Rhopilema esculentum
Lineage: Eukaryota; Metazoa; Cnidaria; Scyphozoa; Rhizostomeae; Rhizostomatidae
Product: BBSome complex member BBS1
Biological process (GO): protein localization to cilium; non-motile cilium assembly
Cellular component (GO): BBSome; centrosome; axoneme
Molecular function (GO): smoothened binding; patched binding
Source: RefSeq, a predicted model, not a curated record